Hipposideros armiger (great roundleaf bat) is the source of this 2106-nucleotide messenger RNA. RefSeq names its product trans-golgi network vesicle protein 23 homolog C (gene TVP23C). Lineage: Eukaryota; Metazoa; Chordata; Mammalia; Chiroptera; Hipposideridae. Gene Ontology annotation, biological process: protein secretion; vesicle-mediated transport. Gene Ontology annotation, cellular component: Golgi membrane. The transcript has 8 exons. The record is from RefSeq and is a predicted model, not a curated record. The coding region runs from base 507 to 932 and encodes 141 amino acids.
GUUGUGUCUGCUCUCCGGCUUGCUGUCUGAGUCCGAGGAGGAGAGGGGAAGGCGGCAGGGACGGGAGACGGAGGACCUCGGAGCUUGGUCCGGGGGCGCAGCUGGGCGCUCCGGUGGAGGGUGACCCCGGCUGCGCUGAGGAGGAACAGCUUCCGGGUGUGGAAAAGCUCAUUGUCAACAAACGCAGAACGCUUUAUGUCUCCGGUGCCGGGCUGCAGAAACGCUCUCGUGUGAAGUUGCAGUGGUCUUUCUCAACCAUUCGUGGACAGGAGCAUCUGCACCCUGGUGGUUUUUCUCAGCAGUUUGGGGAGGGAUGGAGACAGCAGGACAGUAAUGAUGACACUGAAGAUGUUGCACUGUUUGAUGCAGAAGAGGAAACAGCUAAUAGACCAAGAAAAUCCAAAAUCAGACACCCAGUGGCAUCAUUUUUCCAUUUAUUCUUUCGAGUCAGUGCAAUUGUAGUCUAUCUUCUCUGUGAAUUGUUCAGCACCAGCUUUAUUGCCUGUAUGGUGACAAUUAUCUUGUUGUUGUCAUGUGACUUUUGGGCAGUCAAGAAUGUCACAGGUAGACUAAUGGUUGGCCUACGUUGGUGGAAUCAUAUUGAUGAAGAUGGAAAAAGCCAUUGGGUGUUUGAAUCCAGGAAGGCACCCCCUCAAGAGAAUAAUACUGUUUCAGAGGCCGAAUCAAGAAUCUUUUGGUUAGGACUUGUCGCCUGUCCGGCGCUGUGGGUCAUCUUUGCCUUCAGUGCGCUCUUCUCCUUCAGAGUGAAGUGGUUGGCAGUGGUUACCAUGGGUGUGGUGCUACAAGGUGCCAACCUAUAUGGCUAUGUCAGGUGCAAAGUGGGCAGCAGAAAGAAUUUAACCAGCAUGGCUACAUCUUAUCUUGGAAAGCAGUUUUUAAGACAAAACACUGGGGAUGAUCAGACUUCCUGAAGAGAGAGUGAAAGCCUCUGUGUUCUGUUACAUUGGGGAACAACUGAAGAGAUUCUUGACUGUGAACCUUCUAGAACUUAGUACAUGUUGCAGAGAGGAGUGUUGGGUUUGUUUUUCCAUAUUAAAAUUUACUUAAGAAAACUAGAAAGUAGUAAUUUUCAUAAGUUUUUAUUUUCUUUUUAGCAUUUGGGGCUUGAAAGUAUGGUGUUGCUAGAAACAUUGUCAAAAUUUGGUUCGUGGGUACAUAUGUGUGUGCACAGUCAUGUAGUAUCCAUAUAUCCCAAAUUAAUGAAAGAGUUUGUGUUCAUGUACACAUGGAAUGGAGACCUUUGUUUUGAUCCAUAGAACAUAGAAGGAUGUUCUUAAACUGUCUCAAAACUGUGUUUACAUAUUAUUUCUGUAAAUUAUUUUCAGAAGAAAGUUUUGCUUCCCUGGUAACAGUGAGCACUUUGGCUUAUGUGUAAGUUAGAAAUAAUUGUUAAUUUUACAACUUAAUAUCAAUAUAUACGUUAUGAUGAAACUCCUUAUUCCUGGCAUUCAGAGGCAGGUAAAAACCAAAUUGGGUCAGAGGGUGAACUAGUUUCUAAAAUUUUGUUUAUUUUUAUUUGUAACAAGUCAUGUAUUUAAGGUUCAAUUAAUAUAAAUGGAUUUUCAUAGCUUAUGUUUAAGGGAUACCUAGAGAUUGCUGCUGUUCUAUUUAUUUUUUGGAAAGUGUAGCCGGAUUUGCUUGGGAACUUCGUAGAAGAGCAUUAGUGGCUGUUGGCCUAAUGAAAUCUUAUCUUUUAUCCCGGAAGGAGUAUUAUUCUUAUGUCUAAAUGAGAAUAAUCACUUUAAUACUUGGCAUAAUAAAUGCCUAAGAGACAUUUCAUUUUAUGAAUCUAUUUUUUUCCUUGUUGUAAUGGGGGUAUUGUAAGUCAUGCCUUUAUAUUAAUGGUAUUUCUUAAAAGGCAACAUAUGUAAUAAUUACAAACUAUUAUAGACAUCUGUAAAUUCUGUUGUAGGUAUACUGUAAACUUUGUUGGAGUCUCAAUCAACAGAUUAUUUUGUGAAUGUAUAUAUACAUUGCUAAAAAUUUUUAAAAGAUGUUUUGUUUAAUUGAAUAAGUGUCAUUGGAAUGAUAGCUUUGAAGGUACAUAACUUUAUAUUUGUAUAAAACUCUAUUGUUUACAAAGCA